AUGGCUCAAGCAACAAGUCCGUCCAUGCCCUUAAACGAUGGGCAGCAGAGUGGCCAUCGCAGUCCAUCGAAUUUGAAAUCUGACACCGCCGUUCCUAUAGAUCCCUCAAUCGCGGCAUCAAGCCCCUCAUACCCUCCUCCGUACUCCCCGUAUACUCCCCAGGGCCACGAUAUGGCUCAGUAUCAGGGACACCCCCCUCCACAGAUGUAUGGCCGACCAGAUUGGCCGCCACAUCAGUAUGGACAGCAUCCGCAUGGGAUGCCAGGGACUUAUAGCUCCCCAGGAACAACGGUGGGUUCUGCGUCUCCAGCUGCGACCGCAGGGCCUCGUCCAGGACAGGUAUAUUCCUUCGUCCCAAUCCCCGGUGCCCAGCAGCACAAGCGCCCCCGCCGUCGAUACGAAGAGAUCGAACGAAUGUACAAAUGUGGUUGGAAUGGAUGUGAGAAGGCAUACGGUACAUUGAAUCACCUCAAUGCACAUGUCACAAUGCAAUCACAUGGUGCAAAGAGAACUCCUGAAGAAACCACACGUGGGGAUGCAGUAGCGUGCGACGGCGCAGUGAGCUUAACAAUACCCGACGCCAAGAUGCCGCUACCCACAGAUAUGCCAUCCCUAAACAUCCACGCUAUGCCUCUCCUGUCUGGCUUGUUCGUUACUUUGUCCUAUUGUAUCUUGGCUAACAUCACCGCCCUUGAUUGCGUUUCAAAACACCUAGAAUUCAAAGAAAUCCGAAAGGAAUGGAAGGCCCGUAAGAAGGAAGAAGAGAACCAACGCAAGGCUGCUGAGGAGAGAGAGCGUGCUGCCGCACAGGCUAAUCAAGUUGAUGGAAACACCCAAACUGAUCCUUCCCAAUCGGCACAGCCAGCUUCAUAUCCUGCUGGCGUUCGCCCACAGCUACCUCCCAUUGGAUAUCAACCAGCAGACGGUCAGGUUCCUGGCCAGUACGGUGCGUCUGCUGGGCAGGGACUUGUAUAUCCCCCAAGUAAUGGCCAGAUGACCGCGCAAUACCCACCUGCCAACUAUCCCCAUUCUCCAUAUGGCCAAGGAAACCAGGUAUAUCAACCGCGUGAGUGA
Messenger RNA from Paracoccidioides brasiliensis Pb18, 1074 nucleotides. RefSeq lists its product as uncharacterized. Gene Ontology annotation, biological process: regulation of DNA-templated transcription. The record is from RefSeq and is a predicted model, not a curated record. The coding region runs from base 1 to 1074 and encodes 357 amino acids. The transcript is spliced from 3 exons.